Molecule: messenger RNA, 9599 nt
Organism: Paramecium sonneborni
Lineage: Eukaryota; Ciliophora; Oligohymenophorea; Peniculida; Parameciidae
Source: the annotation of a GenBank genome assembly
AUGCAAAACAAAUGGANUACCUUGAGCGUGUUAAAAUCUGAUUAAUGUUUAGAUUGUUCUAAACUAAUUAGAAAGCAAGAUUGUGAAUAUGGAAAUUGUAUUUGGAGUAAUAAUGGUGAAAAUUCAGAGGGAUAUUGCAUUAAUAACGGUUCAGGUAUAGAUUCUGGAAAUUCUGAUGUUAAUGUAAGUUUUUGCAAGGGGAUAUCAAUUCCAGAAUAAAAUUGUUGGAAGGUAAAAGGAUGUGCAUACUACAAUUAAAGUUGCACAUUUUUUACAGGUUGCUCUGCAUAUUUUUUCCAUACAACAUUUGAUUGUUAACAUAUAUCAUCUUAAUGUAUCUCUGAAGGAGAUGGAUGCAUAAACGCCAAAUAGUGUAUUGAAUAUUUGACUUAAGAUAUUUGUGAGAAUUCAGGAAGUUCAAGUGGUAAAUAUAAGUCAAUAAAUAAGGGUCUGGUAAAUGUAAAUGGGAUUCUGUAAUUUAGAAAUGUCGAGAUGAAUUAUGUAGUGAAGCAGGAAUUGGAUUGACUACUGAUUAAGAAUGUUCUAAAUUUAGGUUUGGUUGCAUUACAAAAGGAUAAGGUUGUGCAGAGAGUCCUUUGAAGGAAUGCAAUACAUAUGAAAGUUAGGGUUAAGAAUGCAGUAAAUUAAUUGGAUCCGAUGGAGCAUGUGAAAAUUUAUAAGGUAGUCAAUAUUGUUAAUAAAAAAAAUGUGAAACUGCUCCGAAUAAUUAUAAAAGCGAUGAGCAAUGUGAUAAAUAUUUAAAGGGCUGUGUCAGUACAGGGAGAGGAUGCGUAUAAAAAUUGUAUCCCUGCACUUCUUAUCAAAAGGAUUGUACCAGUUAUGUAGGUUCAGAUGGAAUAUGUGAAUAUGAAGAAAAAUCAGAGAAUUGUAGAAGUCGUAAAUGUGAAAAUGGAUAAUUCAAUUCAGAUGAGGAUUGUAAUCAAUAUAAAAUUGGUUGUGUUAGUAAUGGAAAAACAUGCGCUGAUAGCUUAUAAAGUUGUUCUAGUUUCAAAGGAAAUAAAAGUUCUUGUUUAGGAUAUAUCGGUUUGGAUGGAUUAUGUAAAGGAAUAGAUGAUACUGAAUAGUAAUGUUAAGUUUAAGAUUGUGUUUUAGACAGCGAUAGCAAAUACUAAACAGAUGAACAAUGCUAGAAAAUAUAAAAGUAAUGCAAAACAAAUGGAAUGGGAUGUGUUUACAAAUUGAAAUUAUGUAAGGAAUAUGAAGGAAAUACAGAUAGCUGUUUUUAAGUGAUUGGAUCUGAUGGAAAAUGUAAAGUAGGAACAGAUGGAAAAUGUUAAAGGAGAGCUUGUUCAGAUGCUCCAAGUACUUACAACACAGAUUAUGAAUGUAAGAAUUUCUAAUCAGACUGUGUAACCAACAGCAAUGGAUGCGUAAACUAAACAAGUUGCUAAUUGACUCUGAAAGAGAUCAGCUGUUAGGGCACUGUUGGUUGUCGAUGGAAUUAAUCAUGCUAAGACUCAACAAAAUGUUCUAAUUUCAGUACUUAAGUGAUAUGUGAGAAUAACUCAGCAAUUAAUUACUCUUCUGCAGAUGGGAUUACUACAUAUUAUUAUACAAAAUGUUCAUGGAAAAACAAUUAUUGUGUAGAUUUAUCAUGUUCUGAUUUGAGUGGAGAUAAUUAUGAUUCUGAUUCUGCUUGCUAACAAGUAAUGUAAAAUUGUAUUUACAGUGGUUAUGGGUGUAUAGAUAGAUAGAGUAAUUGUACAGAAUUUAAAGGAACUUAAAAUAAAUGUGCAUUAUAUGCCAAUAAAUGUUGGAAUGAUUCUAAUGCAACAGAAACAUCUCCUUGCAGAAAUAGGUUGUGUUCUGAUAACUCAAUAUUCACUACUGAUGAAGAAUGUGCCUAUUUCUAAAAAGGGUGCAGAACCAAUGGAUAAGGAUGUAUAGAAGAUACUAAAUUAUGCUCUGACUAUUAAGGAAAUCAGGCUUAAUGUAAUAAAUUCACAGGUUUCAUUUCAAAUAGUACUGAUCGUUAAUAAUGUUACAACACAAUUGGAGCUACUUCGAAUACAUAUUGCAUCGUUAAAACAUGUGAAACAGCUGUUGGAUUAACAAAUGAUACAGAUUGUGCUAAAUUCUUGAAAGGGUGCCUCUGGAAUGGCUUGAGUUCUUGUGUAAAAGAGAAUUCUGAAUGCACUGCCUUUUAUGGCACUUAAUCAUAAUGCAAUACAUUUAUUGGCAAUAAAAUGCGUUGCUAUGGUUUAAGCACAAAUAAUAUCAAUUCUCAAUGCAAAAUUAAACAAUGUGUUGAUAAUAAUCAAUCUGGACUUACUGAUAAACAAUGUAAUGAUUUCUUAGAAGGUUGUGUAUCAAAUGGGAUAGGAUGUACACCAAAAGAAACUACUUGUGAUUUAUUCAAUGGUACUUCUGAAACUUGUUCUAAGUUCAUAGGAAAUGGUUAGAAAUGUACUAGAAUGAGCAAUUGUACUACUAGGUUAUGCUCUGAUUAUACCAAUCCUACAAAGCACGAAGAUUGUUAUAAUUAUCACUCCAAAUGUAGAUUCUUAAACAUUUUGUCAGCUUGUAUUGAACAAACACUCUGUGGUAAUUAUGUUGCUUAAGGAAGUACUAAUACUGAAAAAAAUGCUUAUUGCAGAGCCUUAAAAGAUGAUUCUAAUUUCAUUUGCAGUUAUCAAUCAGGAGAUAAUAAUUGCAGCAAUUACACUUGUGAUUAAAUAUUAACCAAAACAGAGUGUGAAUCUUAUACACAAAGUAAAAGAUGCUAUUUCAUCAAUAACUAAUGUAUUUCAUCUGAUAAUUGUUCCUCAAUAGUCAUAGACAAUACAUCAUCAACUAAACCAACAACAGAUUCAUCAAAGUUAACGUGGUGCAAUUAAUACAAAGAUAGUAAUAACAAAUAAUGCUCCUAUCAUUCUUCAUUAAACUCUAUUAAAUGUUCAAAUUACAGUAUAUGUGAAUAAGUAGUUUCAGCCACCAGCUCUGCAGAUUGUAAUAGAUUACUUUAUAAAGACCCUAAUACAACCAACAAAGGAUGUUUAUUUUAUAAUAAUCAAUGCUAUUCAAUUAAACCAUUAUGCUCAGAUUAUGUUGCUAUUGGAACUAAUAAUACAGAAAAAUCAUCAUUUUGUUAAGCUAUGAAAUUAAAUACAUCAAUUGGUAAUGCUAAUACUAAAGUUAUUUAAUGUUAAUUUGUGAAUGGAGCUUCCAAUUGUUCAUCUGCAACUUGUGAGAGUAUUUCAAGUGCCAGUAAUUAAGCAGAUUGUAACAAAUAAGCAUUAGAUUGUGUUUAUUUUUCAAGUAAAUGCUUUACAAAAUAAAAUAUAUGCACAUCUUAUAUCACAACCUCACUCACUUCUGACAAACCAUUAUUUUGUUCAUUUAUGAAGAAUUCAUCAGGAGAGCAUUGUGGAUACAUUGAUGGUAUGAAUAAUUGUAUUAAUUCCUCUUCUGAUUGUAAAUUAUUUAGAUGGGCUGCUUAUAAUAGUAAUCCUGCUCCUUCGCCUGUUCCAUCAACUAACUCAAAUAAAAGAACAUAUUGCUAAUAACGAAGAUCAACUCAAGGUAGAUUAUGUGGAUAUAAUUACAAUGAUUCCUAAUGUAGUUUAGAAACUAACUAUUGUGAAUUAAUUCAAUCUCCCACAUCCUAAAUGAGUUGCGAUAUUUAAGUAAAAGGAUGCACUUAUAUAUAAUCAACUUCACUAUGUGCCACAACUUCUAGAUUAACUACUUGCAAUGAUAUUACUUUUGAUGUUUCAAGUUUAUCUACUGACACUGAUAAAUUGAAUUAUUGUAAAUCAGUUAAGAAUUAUAAUGGUUAUUGUACUUGGAUAUCUGGAAAUGGAUUUUGUGAUGAUUUGCCAUCAGCAUGUACAUCAAUUAAUAUAAGCGCUGUCACAAAUGAUAACGAUAGAGCCACGUAUUGUUUAAGUAGAGCUAGUAAUGCAGGAAACUGUGCUUGGAGAAUAGGAGAUUCAAAUAGUACUUGUAGAGCAAUUUCUUGUUUUGAUAUCACUUAUGCUCUAAAUUAAGCUACCUGCGAUAGUGUAAUGUCUGGUUGUAUCUAUUAUUAAAAAUAAUGUAUAACUUAUCAAUCUACUUGUAAUAAAUAUUAUGCUUAUGGGGCAAAUGAUGAUUAGAAAUUGUAUUUUUGUUAAGGGUUAACUCAAACAACCAGCAAUUAUCAAUGUACUUAUAUAAUGGGAAGUUCAUUUUGCACGGUUAAACUUAGCAGUUGUGCCUCUUAUUCGGUGAGCACUUUGAGUGAUGCUAACAAAUUGACUUGGUGUUAUUUUUUAAAAGAUUUAUCAUCAAAUAUUUGCGCCUUUUAAACUGGAGAUAGUACUUGUAAGCAGAUUACUUGUGAAUUAGUAAUUACUCCAUAAUCAUAAAGUGAUUGUGAUCUAUAUUUAACAGGAUGCCAAUUUUACAAAAGCUACUGCUAUACAAAACCAACAACCUGCAGUUCUUAUUCUAUUCCUUCUACUAUUACUGAUAAAGUUGCAUUCUGUACAAAUCUUAAAAACACAUCAAAUUUAUAUUGUGGAUAUGUAAGUGGAAGUACAUGUUCAGCUUAAGUUAAUUGUACUUCAAUUACUGCAGUUGGUUCAACUAUUGCUGAAAAAUAAACUUAUUGCUAAGCAAGAAAAUCUUAAUUUGGAUAUGUUUGUGAUUAUUCUACUGGAAGUAAUUGUUUCUAAAUGGAUACAUCUCUGAGUUGCACCUCAGUCACAGGAUCAAUAAUAAAUCAAGAUAGUUGUUAGUUUUUUUCAGCUAAUUGUUCUUAUUUGGAUACAACCAAAAAAUGUGAUUUGAACUCGAAUUUAAAUACUUGUGAUAAAUAUUAAUUUAGUAGUACAAUUGAUGAGGAUACAAAAUUAAUUUAUUGCAGAUCUGUUUUAUCUGGUGGUUGUAAUUAUUAGUUUGGUGAUACUAAAUGUUCAAAUUAAGUAACAUAAUGCAAUUAAUUUUUAAUUACAAGUGUCAAUGAUAAAAAGAGUUAUUGUUAAGCUAGAAUGAGUUAGAAUAGUUAUUGUUCAUAUGAUGAAUAGAAUGAGAGUUAAUGCAGUUAAAUAAAAUGCAGUGAUAUAGAGAAUGCAAAUUCAUAGAGGGAUUGCAAUAAACGUAUGUCUGGUUGUACUUAUUAUCGAAACUCUUGUUUUUCAUCUGAAAAUAAUUGUAAUUUGUAUAAGACUUAUGGAACAGAUGAUGAAGUAAAAAAAGUUUAUUGUGAAGGAUUGAAAGCUUCAGACGGUACAUUAUGUACUUUCAUAUCAGGUGAGGGAGUAUGUAUAAAUUAAAAGAGCAGUUGUUCAUCUUAUGAUGUUUCUGUUUUAACAGACAAAUAGAUUUGGUGUGAAAAGCUAAUUUAGAGCGAUGGAAAAGGAUGUACAAACACAAACGAUUCGCCGACUUGCAGUUUAAAAAGUUAUAUAUGCGAGACAAUUGUAGCAAAUAGUUAAAUAGAUUGCAAUAAAAUUCUUAAUAAUGAAUGUAUAUAUUACAAUUAAAAAUGUUACACAAAAUAAAGUAGUUGUUCAGGGUAUGUAAUUCCUUUAGGAAUAACAAAUAAACAACUUUAUUGCAAGAACAUGUUUGAUAGUUAAUUAUAGUAUUGCACAGGUGGGACAACAAAUUGUGGAUCACCAACAAUAGAUUGCACAGAUAUCUAAACUAGUGGUAGUGAUAAUUAAUAAAAGAGAAGCUAUUGUAGAGAAUACAAAAACUCAGAUGGGUAAAUGUGUGGAUAUUCAUCUGGAUUAAAUUGUGAAAUCGAAAAAAAUUAUUGCAGUGUUAUUACAAAUGCAUCAAGUUAGGAAUAUUGUGAUUCGAGAUUAGAUAAUUGCGUAUAUAUUUAAAAGAAUGGAAAAUGUAUUGAGUCAUAUUUGGUUUAGGAUUGUACUGGGAUGUUAUUCAAUACUGGUUUAUCAAAUGCAAAUCGAGUCACUUAUUGUUAAGCCUAUGAUCCAUAUGGUAAUGCAUGUACUUGGAGUACAGCAGGAGAUCAUUGUGAAUUAGAUUCAAAGUAGUGUUAAGACUUUGAUGCUUCUGGAUAAUCAGAUAAAAGAUCAUUUUGUUAAUCAAAAUAAGGAUACAAUUGUUCAUGGAGAAAUGGAGACUCAUCCUCAUUGUGUAGAAAUUUCAAAUGUUAAGAUGUAGAUCUUGCUUAGAGUUAAUCUGAUUGCGAUUCUAUAAUAUAUGGAUGUAGUUUCUAUAUUAAUUCUUGUUUCACUCCAGAAAAUAAUUGUGAUAAUUAUUAUGCUUUAGGUACUGAUACAUCAGUGAAGUAAAAAUUUUGUAAUGGAAUCUAAACACUAUCUAAUCAAAAAUGUACAUAUUUAACAGAUGAUUACAAAUGUAGAAUGAGAGAUCUAUGUGCAAAUUACAAUGUUAGUAGUAUAAGUGAUAAGCUCAAUGCGUGUUUAGGAAUGUAUGAUUCAGCAGGAAUCUAAUGUAUUUAUGUUAAAGGAACUACUUGUAAUGUAGUUGAUAAAUGUGAAACUUACACUGGCUUAUCUAAUAUGAGUAAUUGUACAACUUUAUUUGAUAACAAUAAAAGAAAUUGUCUCCAAGGCAUUUCAUCAUGUCUUACUUUUAUUUGUGAAAAUAUUAGCAAUCCAUUAUCAUAAAGUGAUUGUGACACUUAAUUGAAAGGAUUAUGCUAUUAUAACAACACUAAUUCUAAAUGUAUCACCAUAUCUGAUUGUUCAACUUAUAAAAGAAGUGAUUGGCCAGUCAAUUCUGAUUCUAUUAAGCAUUGUUCAACUCUUAUUGAUAAAAAUGGACAUCAUUGCACAGCGGAUGAUGUAUCUAGUACAUAAUGUAGGGAGAGAUUAUGCAGCGAUAAAUUAUACUAUUUGAAUUCAGAUUGUAAAGAAUGGAGAUCUUCUUGUAAAUCAGAUGGAUCCAAAUGUAUUGAUUCUACUAAAGCAUGUUCAUAAUUUACUGGCAAUUAAAAUUCAUGUAGUAAAUAUUUAGACUCUGAUAAUCUUAAUUAUUGUAAAGUGAUUAAUGGUUCUGAAUAAACGACUGGGCCUUGUUUAUCAUUGUCUUGUUAUCAAAAUACAACAGCCAAUUCUGAUUCUGAAUGUCAAUCUUAUUAAAAUGGAUGUUUAACCAGAGGAGUUGGAUGUAUUCCAAAUACAGCAAAAUGUGAUGAAUAUAGAGGAACAAGAGAUUAAUGCACUAAAUUUAAUGGUUAUGUAAGUCAAACGAAAAGUGAAAUCUGUUCUGGAGAUUUUACAAAUACUGAUUAAUCUAAGUGUAGAUCAAGAAUAUGUUCAGACAAUCUAAUUGAUAAUAGUGAUGCUUUAUGUUCAUAUUUUAAAUCUGGUUGUGUAACAAAUGGUUAAGGUUGUAUUGAUAUUAAUGCUAGUUGUAGCAGUUAUAAAGGCACAUAAUCAUAAUGUAGUAAAUUCAUGGGUAAUAAUAAAACAGUCUAUUGUUGGAAUAAUAUAGAUGCUCCUAGUAAUUAUAAUUGUGUUGAUAAACAAUGUAAUCAUAUUCUUGGCACUUCAGAUUAAUUAUGCGAACAAGCUUUUCCAAAAAUAUUGAUUAAUGGAACUUUGACUCUUCUUUGUGUCAGUAAUGGUAGCAAUUGUAUUAAACAUCCAGCUAAAUGUAGUGAUUUUGUAGGAGAUAAUAUUGAUUGUUAAAAUUUCACUGCCAUAAUUGAUGGACCAUGUAGAGGUAAUUUAGAUAAUUCUGUUGGAAAAUGUUAGCCAAGAUAAUGUUAUGAUGCACCUAAAUCAUAUAAUACUGAUGCUUAAUGUUAAGAUUAUCAUCCUACUUGUUUAACAACAGGAUAAGGAUGUAUGAAAUUUCAAUUUUAUAAUACUGAGGGUAAACCAACAUUAAAAUGCAAUAGUAUUGUAAGCAAUGAUGUUUGUGCUUUAAAAUUGGGUUGUACUUUAGCCAGUCAAUGUUUAACAUCAGUUUCAUCCUGUUCAGCAUUGACAUCAUAAGCAGUUUGCUAAACAACAGUUUUAGCAAAUGAAAAGAAAUGUGUAUAUGAUUUAUCAAUCAAUAAAUGCAGAGAGUUUUAAUGUUCUGAUUUUGUUGGAAUUAAUGAACAUGAUCAAUGUUAGAAAUUCAGUAAUGAUUGUACAACUAAUGGAAAUGGAUGCAUAAUUAUGAAGCCAUGUGAAUAAUAUUAUGAAAAACUAACAUGUCAAUCAGCAUACUCUAGUGAUCCAAUUUAAAGGUGUUCAUGGAUUGAUUAAAGGUGUAGAUAGAGAGAGUGCAAAGAUUUCUAUGGUAAAACAAACUCAUUAUGUAAAUCAUUCCUUUCGAAUUGUAUUACUAAUGGUUAAAUUUGUGUUGGUCCAAAGUAUUAAUGUUCAGAACUAUUAGAAAAAACUUGUUAAACUGAUUAUUUAGGAAAUCCUUGUCUAUUCUUCAAUGGAAUAUGUUAUUCAUACUCUAAGUGCGAAGAUCUGAAAUUCACAUCACAUUAACAAUGUCAAUCAUUUUCAGAAUUUUGUACUUCCAAUUAAAUAAAUUGUAUUCCUAUUAAUAAAUGCCAAAAUUAUACCUAAUAAGAAUCAUGUAAAAUAGGAAUUGAUGGAAAUUGUGGUUGGAAUAAUGAUAAAUGCAAUUUAUUUAAAUAAUGUUCAGAUGUUUUAGGAACAUCGACUCCUAUUUGUUAACAAUACUCUAACAUUUGCAUUAGUGAUGGAGUAAAAUGUGUUGAAUAAAACAUAUGCUCAUUUUAUUCUUCAUAAUUUUUAUGUGAACAUAAUAAAGGACUUGAUGGAAUAUGUAUUUGGAUAGAUAAUGUAUGUAGAUUAAAAUAAUGUGAAGAUUUAACAACCAAUACUGAAACUUUCAACAAAUGCUUAAAUCAAUUAAGUCCCAUAUAAUGUUCUAGUAAUGGCACAAAAUGUAUCUCUCUAUAAUCCUGUUAGUAUUAUGAUGAUAAAUCAUGUUUUUUAGGAACAGAUGGACCUUGCAUUUACAAAUUACCUUCUGAUAGAACUUCAGGAUAAGUCUCUUGUAGACUUAAAUAGUGUUAAGAUGUUAUAGGUAAAAAUUUGGAUGUUUGUUUAUCUGCUUUCGAUUCCUCAUACAAAAGAUGUGUCUCUAAUGGGAAGACAUGUAUUGAUUUUAAUUAUUGUGGAUAAUAUACAACUAAAAUUGCAUGUGCUUCAGGAGGUAUAGAUGGAUAAUGUGCUUUUCUACCCAUCACUUCCUAAUCUAAUGAUGGUACUUGUAAACGUUUUACAUAAUGCUCUGAUGCCAAUAGUGAUAAAGAUGCAUGUCUUUCUAAUUCCAAAUAUUGUUAAUGGGUAUCAUCAGGAGUAACUAAAUAAUGUAUUCCACAUACUUGUCCCACUUAUAAUUCAAAAAAAGAUUGUUAUCCUGUCCCUAGUUUAGAUCAAAAAUCUUUCCUUCUUUGUGCUAAAAUCAAUAACACCUGCGUAGAAGUCCAACCUACUACAUUAACCAUAGAUACAUGCUUCAUUAAUAGUGCCUAAACAUAUAUUUGGAAUACUUCUACAUCUAAAUGUGUUUAAUGUAAAAUUAAAACAGACAAUAGUAUUGCUCCGAAUUCAUAAAUAACCACUAAAUCCGCUUACAGGCUAUUUAUUUUUACAAUUUUAUUCCUUUAGUCUUUUUGA